GUGUCUCGCAAGAAUUUUGUAUGCUGUUACCUGAUUACCAGGCAUCAUAGAGGGCAGUUAGAAGUAUUUAGAGAUCGUAUUUCUGUUGACAAUCCUGUGGUUUUAAGUAAGGUUGAGCUUCAAAUUUCAACAUUAACCUGAUCGUCGCCGUAAGUAACUUAACACAAUGUAGUAACCUAGCUAAUUACGUUACUGUAACUAACGAUAGCUCGUGUAGCUAGCUAACAGGUCUGGGGGAUAUUAAUCCAAUAUUUCCUUAGCAAAAUGCGUGUAAUGUCUAUAACUCACAAGAUAACCAAUGAUUACAUCACUGUUGUUUACAACUCCAUUUACAUCAACGUGAGGUUAUUAGCCAGCUAUCUUAGUCAGACAUAACUUACCUAAUUAACUUCCAUUAGAUAGCUAUCGCUAGCUAUCAUUUUGAGAUAGCAUAACGUUAUCUAAACUGUGGUGUUGGACGGUGUCGAGCUGUCAUUCUCGUUGUUAACUUUAUGCAUAGAUGAUGACCUCACUUUGACACUAUAAAUUGACUUAUGUGAAUAAUAUUUAAUUGGCUAUAUAUCGUUGCAACAGAAGGUGCACUUGUCUGCUUUGCAUGAUGCAUAUGUGACUAGGACGUUUUACAAACCAUGUAACGUUAACGUUAAUUGGCCAACGUCACUAACUUUAGCUAAUUAUCCAGAUACAUCAAGGGCAGCAAUUCAGAUCCAGCAGUAUGAGUGCGGUCACUAUGCGUCUUGGUUGACAUCCCAUACGUAUGGCAUGAAGUAGGAAGCUUUACAAGAGGCAGCGUUUUUCUUACUAUAACGAGACUGCUAUAACCGAGUAACGUUAGAUGGCAGCAUCAAGAGGCUUAUGAAUGUGAUGCUGAAGAACAAUGAGACUUGCAACAGUCAAAAUGUUCUGCAUGGAGCCAAUUUCCACCUAGCAGGCGAGUCGCCGUCAGUCUCCGAAAAUGAGUCGAGGGGUCGCUAUCAACGGGUUCAGCUAACAUUUUUCCUCGCAGAUGUCGUUUCAAGAAGUUCAGUUACGCCAUAACUGAAUUAUUACUAAGUAACCACAGUAUAGACAGACACAGUCAGCUCUGUGCUUAUGGCGGAGUUUACGGAAAACUGCGGGUUAACCUCAUCGGCUCUUGAGGAGAAGGCUACCGUACCCAGUGAUGAAACAGACUGGAAAGGACAGUGCGAAGUAUCGGUCUCAAAUGGGGAAUGUGGGUUACCGUCAGACAUGGUCGUUUCUGCCAUACCUGACAGCGAAGGGCUGGAAACGGCAAACACCUCUGUGUUGGAUGCCAAAUCUGGAAUACCUAGGCGGACCAGUAUUAUCAAGGAUGGCUCAAGGCAGCGGAAGGAAAGGAAGAAAACCGUCUCAUUCAGCAGUAUGCCCACAGAGAAGAAGAUCAGCAGUGCCAGUGACUGCAUCAAUGCCAUGGUGGAAGGGUCCGAGUUGAGGAAAGUGCGGUCCAACUCCCGUGUGUACCAUCGGUACUUCCUCCUGGAUGCUGAUAUGCAGUCCCUCCGAUGGGAGCCUUCCAAGAAGGAGUCUGACAAGGCCAAGAUCGACAUCAAAUCUAUUAGAGAGGUGCGAACUGGCAAGAACACGGACACCUUCAGAACCAACGGCGUUUCUGAUCAGAUAUCAGAGGAUUGUGCAUUCUCGAUCAUCUGUGGAGAGAACUAUGAAUCCCUGGACUUGGUAGCGAAUUCUGCAGAUGUGGCCAAUAUUUGGGUAACUGGACUCAGGUAUCUGAUAUCAUAUGGGAAACACACAUUAAACAUGAUUGAAAGCAGCCAGAACAACUUGCGAACAUCCUGGCUUAGUGAACUCUUUGAGGAAGCUGAUGUCAAUAGUAGCAAACACCUUAGUUUGUGUACUGCUCUACAGCUGAUCAAAAACUUAAGCCCUGGACUCAAAAACGUGAAGAUUGAGCUCAAGUUCAAAGAAUUGCACAAGUUAAAAGAAAAGAUUGGGUGCGAUGUGAGUCUGGAAGAGUUUACUGAGGUCUUCCAUGACCUUUGCACAAGACCAGAAAUUUACUUUUUGCUCGUCCAAUUCUCCAGUAACAAGGAAUUCCUUGAUACUAAAGACUUAAUGAUUUUUUUGGAGGCAGAGCAAGGCAUGGCCCAAGUCAGCGAGGACACCAGUCUGGAGGUCAUUCAGAAGUACGAACCCUCCAAAGAGGGCCAACAGAAAGGCUGGCUCUCCCUCGAUGGAUUCACCAAUUACCUCAUGUCGUCUGAGUGCCACAUUUUUGAACCAGAACAAAAGACAGUUUGCCAAGACAUGACCCAGCCACUGUCUCACUACUACAUCAAUGCAUCCCACAAUACCUAUCUGAUCGAGGAUCAAUUCAGGGGACCCUCUGACAUCACAGGAUAUAUCCGUGCUCUGAAGAUGGGCUGCCGUAGUGUAGAGCUGGAUGUUUGGGACGGGCCAGACAACGAGCCGGUCAUUUACACAGGACAUACAAUGACCUCACAGAUCGUCUUCCGCAGUGUCAUAGACAUCAUUAACAAAUACGCAUUUGUUGCUUCUGAGUACCCUCUGAUUGUCUGUUUGGAAAACCACUGUUCCUUAAAGCAGCAGAGGGUCAUGUUUCAACACCUCAAAAAAAUAUUGGGAGACAAACUCUACACAGACACCCCCAAACCUGAGGACAGUUACCUACCCUCUCCUUCAGCCUUGAAGGGCAGAAUUCUUCUGAAGGGUAAGAAGUUGCCCCCUUCGUGUACAAGUUCAGAGGGUGAAGUGACUGACGAGGAUGAAGGGGCUGAGAUGUCCCAGAGGAUGAGCAUUGAUAGUAGUGAGCAGCAAACAGUCACCUUGCCCAAGAAAUUCCAGCUCUCCAAAGACCUCUCAGACCUGGUGACUUUGUGUAAAUCCAUUGAGUUCAACGACUUCCCAAAGGCAUUUCAGAACCAGAAGCACUGGGAACUGUGCUCAUUUAAUGAAGUUUUUGCAGGCCGAUGUGCCACAGACUUCCCUGGGGACUUUGUCAACUACAACAAGAAAUUCCUGGCUCGUGUGUACCCUAGUCCAAUGCGAAUAGACUCCAGCAAUAUGAAUCCUCAGGACUUCUGGAAGUGUGGCUGCCAGAUAGUGGCUAUGAAUUACCAAACCCCUGGUUUAAUGAUGGACCUGAACAUUGGCUGGUUCAGGCAGAAUGGAAAUUGUGGCUAUGUUCUGCGUCCAGCCAUUAUGAGGGAACAGGUUUCUUAUUUCAGUGCCAAUACUAAAGAUUCAGUGCCCGGUGUGUCUCCCCAACUCUUGCACAUAAAGAUCAUCAGUGGACAAAAUUUCCCUAAACCUAAGGGCUCAGGUGCCAAAGGGGAUGUUGUGGACCCCUAUAUUUAUGUGGAGAUCCAUGGCAUUCCUGCAGAUUGCGCUGAACAAAGGACUAAAACUGUCAAUCAAAAUGGGGACAAUCCCCUUUUCGAUGAGAGUUUUGAGUUUCAAAUCAACCUCCCGGAGUUGGCAAUGGUACGCUUUGUGGUGCUGGAUGAUGACUACAUUGGGGAUGAGUUCAUUGGCCAGUACACGAUUCCUUUUGAAUGCCUGCAGCCAGGCUUUCGCCAUAUUCCACUUCAGUCACUCACUGGAGAAGUCCUUCCUCAUACCUGGCUGUUUGUGCAUGUGGCCAUAACCAACCGCCGAGGUGGGGGCAAACCCCACAAGAGGGGUCUGUCUGUAAGAAAGGGUAAGAGGAGCCGCGAGUAUGCCACCAUGAGGAUACUGCUCAUAAAGAAUGUGGAUGAUGUCUUCAAGACUGCUACACUCCCACUAAGAGAAGCCACAGACCUCAGAGAAAAUGUGCAGAAUGCAAUAGUGUCCUUCAAAGAGCUCUGUGGUCUGUCGGCGGUGGCGAACCUGAAGCAGUGCAUACUGGCUCUGUCGUCUCGUCUGGCAGGGCCAGACAACACUCCUGUCCUGCUGUUUAACCUGAAAGACCAGUACCCCUCCAUGGAGCCCCAGGGUGUCCUCCCAGAGGUGCUGAAGAAGGUUAUCACGGCUUAUGACACGAUGAUCCAGACCAGUAAAACACUAUUGGAAAAUUCUGAGGGGGUCUAUGAGAGGAUACUUCAAACUCAGAAAGCAGCCAUGGAGUUCCACGAGAACCUACACGACCUGGCCGUGAAGGAGGGCCUAAAAGGCCGAAAGCUGCACAAGUCUGUGGAGAGCUUCACCUGGAACAUCACCAUCCUUAAGGGCCAGGCUGACCUCCUGAAACACGCUCGCAGUGAAGUGCUGGAGAACCUUAAGCAGAUCCAUUACGCCGCUCUCACCUGCCAACUCGCCAAGGGCGGCGGCAUCGGAGGGGGCUCCAGCGGAGGCUCUGAGAACCGCGGUCGCCGCAGCCUGCAGGUCAUCCCCGAGAAGGUGCAGGGCGAAGAAAACACCACGGACGAGGAGAACUGACCGUGACGAAGCGAAAAAGAGAAAGGGGAGAGAAAGAGAAGCAAGAGUGAUGUCUACUCUUCUGUCCUCGUAUCCAUCAGUGUCUAUCCCCCCCACCCCUCCACCCUGUUCUUCUCACCCGCCCACUCCUCGCUUAAGCCCCUCGGAGAAGUCGAUUCCCGGUGAGGUGUGGGAGUGUCACUGGCCGGCGGCAGGAUCGGUCACAGAGCGAUGGUGCCCGUGACGCGUUAAAGCAGAGCCCUCAUGAAAAGAAGCCCAGAAGCCCUCCAUGCCAUGAUUUCAUGGGAGAGGGGGAGAAAAAAAAGCACAAAACAGAGUGAUUUUUAUAUAGGUUGCAAACAGGAACAGUGAAUGUACUAGGAAGCUGAGUGAGGACAGAGCUGUUUACAAAUUAAAUGAUGAACUACUUUGUGUUCUUUCUGCCAAAAUAGUCUGCGAGUUUGGGUGUGUAUAUAGAUGCGUGUGUGUGCGUGUGUGUGUGUGUGUGUGUGUGUGUGUGUGUGUGUGUGUGUGUGUGUGUGUGUGUGUGUGUGUGUGUGUCUGUGCAUGUACAUAAAAUGUAUAUGUAAAUGGAGAUACAUGUUACCUUUUUUGGAAAUGUGCAUCAUUUUACUGGGUAAGAUUUUAUUUUGAUAAAAGAGAGAUUGUUGUCCUAUAAAAAGUGGAUAUAUUAUUUGUGUGUACAGAAGGGCUAAGGGGAGGGGGGACGGAGGUUUUUGAUGAAGUUUAUUCCGUUAAGUGAUCCUUGACCUGUGAUGGUAUUGAGAGGCGCUCUGUUCAGCUGUGGAAACAUAUAUUUGAGAAUUCCGGGGGUCAACGAUGGCAGAGUUUCUAGACCCCAACCAGCAGCCAUUGUGAAAAGGGGCACAGGCUGUGGCUUGCUUCAAAGCAUCGUUCCCUAAGUUGCUGUCGGUCAUUGAAGAUUAAAAGUGAUAUGGUGUACAGUAAAUGCUUCUUAGUCAUUCCUGGUCAAAUAGUAAACCUAUUGAUACUGUUAAAAAUGAAAAAAAUAAAAAUAAAUAAUUAAAAAAAAGACAGAAAACAAUAGUGCCUCGUUGCUACGGUUUCCAGGGAAGGGUUGGGGAAAGAAAGGAGGGCGGGUCUCCCUAUCCUCUCCUUCUCACUGAUGCUCAGCGUACCUUGUGAAGCCAGAUGCCUCUUCUGUCCAGUUUGCUUCUAGUUCCAUUCUUGUGACUGCACGUCCUACGGUUCAUGCCCUUCGGGUUUGUUUCUGCCGUGACGACUUGCUGUGGGACCCAUAGUGAACAGUGUCUUACCUCCAUUUAUUCUCAAUGCUCAGAGGCAUAAACUGGAUAAGUCUAUUUAAAAAAAAAAAAAGAAAUAGAGAAAAAAAGGCAUUCAUACAUUUCAGUGCUGUGACAGUUGGUGUAUUUAUAACUGUAGUUAACUGUUUAUACUGCUGGGGGGGGUUAGCUUUUAACCAGACAACCAGGUUUUGUUCUAAUAUGUUAACCCAAGAGCUCAGAAAUAAACCAUGUCAAAGAAA
Molecule: messenger RNA, 5926 nt
Organism: Sardina pilchardus (European sardine)
Lineage: Eukaryota; Metazoa; Chordata; Actinopteri; Clupeiformes; Clupeidae
Product: inactive phospholipase C-like protein 2
Exons: 6
Coding region: 1093-4419 (1108 amino acids)
Biological process (GO): phosphatidylinositol-mediated signaling; lipid metabolic process; release of sequestered calcium ion into cytosol
Molecular function (GO): phosphatidylinositol-4,5-bisphosphate phospholipase C activity
Source: RefSeq, a predicted model, not a curated record